This is a messenger RNA of Triticum turgidum subsp. durum (durum wheat), 1572 nucleotides long. Lineage: Eukaryota; Viridiplantae; Streptophyta; Magnoliopsida; Poales; Poaceae. The record is from the annotation of a GenBank genome assembly.
AUGGAGUCGGGAAGUGCUACUAACACCACCAUGUUUCAAGAGCUCCUAGUCCUAGCGAUCCUCUACGUCCUUCUCCACUACCUCACGCGCACCAUCCUCCGGACCAAGCGCGCGUCGCCGCUGCCGCUGCCUCCCGGCCCGAGAGGCUACCCGGUGGUCGGCGCGCUGCCGCUGCUGGGCCGGGCGCCGCACCGGGCGCUCGCCGCUCUGGCGAGGCAGCACGGCCCUAUCAUGCACCUGACCCUCGGCAGGCAGGGCGUCGUGGUAGCCUCCACGCCGGACGCGGCGCGCCUCUUCCUCAGGGACCACGGCGGCAGCUUCCUCGACCGGCCCGCGGACGACGUGGCGCCCACGGUGCUGGCGUACGGCGCCCAGGACCUCGUCUUCGCGCCCUACGGCCCCAGGUGGCGCCGCCUGCGCCGGGAGUGCAGCCUCGGCCUGCUCGGCCCCCAGGCGCUGGCCGACUGGGCCGGCGCGCGCCGCGAGGAGGUCGCCCGCAUGGUCCGCGCCAUGAGCCGGCUGGGCGCGGGCACGGCGGUGGAGGUGCCGGAGUUCCUGUUCUGCGCGAUGGCCAACAUGAUCGGGCAGGCGGUGGUGGGCCAGCGGGUGCUGAACGAGGCUGGGGCCGAGGAGGCGAGGGAGUUCAAGGAGAUGGUGGUGGAGCUGAUGACCACGGCCGGGCUGGUGAACCUCGGCGACUUCCUGCCGGCCGUGGCGUGGAUGGACCUGCAGGGGCUCGGCCGGAGGAUGCGCCGGCUGUCGGCGAGGCUGGACAGGGUCUGGAGCCGGUUGCUGUCCGAACAUAAGGCGGCCGUGGCCGACAGUGAUAAGCAGCCCGGCCGCCAUCCGGACCUUGUCGAUCGGCUGAUCGCCUGUCGUGGCGAUGCCCGUGCCGGGGAGGACGGCGUCACAGACCUCAACAUCAAAGCUCUACUUAACAACCUGUUCACGGCGGGGACGGACACGUCGUCGAGCACGAUCGAGUGGGCGCUGGCGGAGAUGCUGGCGAACCCGGCGAUCCUCCGACGAGCACAGGCGGAGAUGGACGGCGUGGUAGGCCGAGACCGCCUCCUCGAGGAAUCCGACAUCCCACACCUUCCCUACCUCCGCGCCAUCUGCAAGGAGACGUUCCGCCUGCACCCGUCGACGCCGCUCUGCCUGCCCCGCCUCUCCACCGAGCCAUGCACGGUGCAGGGGUACCACGUUCCGAAGGGCACGAGGCUGCUCGUCAACAUCUGGGCCAUCGGCCGGGACCCGGCGGUGUGGCCGGAGCCGGCGAGGUUCGACCCCGGGAGGUUCAUGACGGAGGAGGGGAGCAAGGUGGAGCCCCUCGGGAGCCACUUCGAGCUCAUCCCGUUCGGCGCCGGCAGGAGGAUUUGCGCCGGCGCGCGCAUGGGGGUGACCCUGGUGCACCACAUGUUGGGCGUGCUGGUGCACGCCUUCGACUGGGAGAUGCCGGAGGGUGGCACCGCCGGGAUGGACAUGGACGAGGAGUUCGGCCUUGCUCUGCAGAAGAAGGUGCCGCUCAGGGCCGUCGUGCGCCCGCGCCUCGCACCCGCCGCGUACCAGUGA